Molecule: messenger RNA, 1559 nt
Organism: Rubroshorea leprosula
Lineage: Eukaryota; Viridiplantae; Streptophyta; Magnoliopsida; Malvales; Dipterocarpaceae
Source: the annotation of a GenBank genome assembly
GAGUACUUAGUUUCUCGCUUAGAUUGGAUAGAUUCUUGUUGACUAAUAUGGGAGGAGAGUGGAGACAACAGGGAUUGCCAAGGAAUAUUUCUGAUCAUUGUGCAAUGGUUUGGAAGUUCAAAUCAACAAAUUGGGGACCAAGGCCUUUUAGAGUUUUAGAUGCAUGGCAACAACAUCCAGAAUUCAAGAAGAUUGUAGAAGAUAAGUGGAGAGAGAUGGCAGUGGAGGGGUUUGCAAGGUAUAAAUGCCAACAAAAGUUAAAACUGUUAAAAGAAUUUUUAAAAGGCUGGAACAAGGAAGUAUUUGGGAACAUGGAAGCUCAGUAUGUGCAGGCUGUUAAAAAAAUAGAGCAAGUUGAUAUGCAGAAUGAGGUAGAUGACUUGGAAGAAUUCGAGAUUGUUAAAAGGCAAGAAGGCUUUUCUGAGAUGUGGGAUUGUUUGAGAAAAAGGGAACUAAUCUGGAAGCAGAAGUCAAGGAGCAAGUGGGUGCGCGAGGGUGAUGCAAAUACCCGUUUUUUCCAUAGAGUGGCUAAUGGGAGAAGGGCUCAAAAUAGUAUUUCAGGCUUAAUGUGUGAUGGGGUGUGGAUUGAAGAUCCAAAUGCAGUUAAAAAGGAGACUGUCAAAUAUUUUAGAAGUUUGUUCCAAGGUGAUUCAUGGAAUAGACCCAAGCCCGGUGGUAUUAAAUUUCAAAAGAUUUCUGAGGAGAAAAAAGAAUGGCUAGAGAGACCAUUUUCGGUUGAAGAAAUUGAGGAAGGUUUAAAGAGCUGUGAUGGUUCAAAGGCACCGGGACCCGAUGGGUACAACUUCAAUUUUCUUAAAUUCGCGUGGCAUUGCAUAAAGGAGGAUUUCAUCAAUUUUUUCUCUGAGUUUCAUCAGAAUGGUAAAGGAUUGCGCCAAGGGGAUCCUUUAUCUCCUUUUCUUUUUUUGAUGAUUGGUGAGGGGUUACAAGGCUUGGUACAGAAAGCAGUGGCGAAGGGAAUGGUACAUGGGAUUGAGAUUGGAAAGAAAGGGAUGUCCGUGUCUUUACUUCAGUUUGCUGAUGAUACAAUUAUUAUGGGCAGAGCGGAUGCUGAGAAUAUACGAAUGGUGAAGGAUGUUUUAAAAUGGUUUGAGCUUAUGUCGGGUUUGCGGAUAAAUUUUAACAAGAGUAGUGUCUAUGGCUAUAAUGUGUCGAAGAGAUGGCUGAAGGGAUCAGCGAGAAUGUUACGCUGUGGGGUUGGUCGAGCACCAUUUCUUUAUUUGGGAUUGCCUAUUGAUGGUAAAUCUAGAAGUAAGAAAGUGUGGGAGCCGAUCGUGAAUAAAUUUUGUGCCAAGCUUGCUGUCUGGAAGGCUACUACUCUUUCCUUUGGAGGCCGCCUCAUCCUGCUUAACUCUGUUGGUGCCAUCCAAAGUUGCUUUUUUUGGGUGGCGAUUGUGUUUAAAUAGGCUUCCAACAAAGGAAAAUCUUUAAAAGCGUGGGGUGCAGUUGCAAGAGGAAGGUAUAUUCUGCGAGUUUUGUAAUGGGAUAGUGGAGGAGGCUAACCAUUUAUUUUGUACAUGUUAUAAAGCAUGGCUAGUUUG